This is a messenger RNA of Anisakis simplex (herring worm), 282 nucleotides long. The record is from the annotation of a GenBank genome assembly. Lineage: Eukaryota; Metazoa; Nematoda; Chromadorea; Rhabditida; Anisakidae.
AUGGAUUACCACAUGCCGGCUGCUACACUCGACUUUAGUAAUCAUGACGAAGAAUUUGGUGUCGGUGGUGGUGCUCCUGUGGAUUCGUUCCUGUUUGCGCUCGUCGUUCCGAUAGCAGGAUUUUUUGCCUUCAUUGCUGCAGUGCGACCGGUCACCCCGACGUCCGAGAGUUUUCGUCGUAACUCCGCUCAAGCACAGUACAAAUUGCUGAUACAGAGCAAAUAUGAAGCACAUUAUGGGUUGGGUGUUCCAUUUGCGUACUGCUCUGGUGAGGAUUUGUAA